Molecule: messenger RNA, 685 nt
Organism: Artibeus jamaicensis (Jamaican fruit-eating bat)
Lineage: Eukaryota; Metazoa; Chordata; Mammalia; Chiroptera; Phyllostomidae
Gene: CRYAA
Product: crystallin alpha A
Exons: 4
Coding region: 81-671 (196 amino acids)
Biological process (GO): protein refolding; response to heat; lens development in camera-type eye
Molecular function (GO): structural constituent of eye lens; protein folding chaperone
Source: RefSeq, a predicted model, not a curated record
GCCCUGGCUCCCCACUUCGCUGCCUGGAGGCCCCUGCCCGAAUCCCCACCACUGGGGUCCCUGCACUGCCGACGCCCAACAUGGACAUCACCAUCCAGCACCCCUGGUUCAAACGUGCGCUGGGCCCCUUCUACCCCAGCCGGCUGUUCGACCAGUUCUUCGGGGAGGGCCUCUUUGAGUACGACCUGCUGCCCUUCCUGUCGUCCACCAUCAGCCCCUACUACCGUCAGUCCCUCUUCCGCACGGUGCUGGACUCGGGCAUCUCCGAGCUCAUGAGCCAUAUGUGGUUUGUAAUGCACCAACCACAGGCUGGAAGCCCCAAGAACAACCCCACCAAGGUCCGGUCUGACCGGGACAAGUUCGUCAUCUUCCUGGAUGUGAAGCACUUCUCUCCGGAGGACCUCACGGUGAAGGUGCAGGAGGACUUCGUGGAGAUCCACGGCAAGCACAACGAGAGGCAGGACGACCACGGCUACAUCUCCCGCGAGUUCCACCGCCGCUACCGCCUGCCUUCCAACGUGGACCAGUCGGCUCUCUCCUGCUCCCUGUCCGCCGACGGCAUGCUGACCUUCUCUGGCCCCAAGGUGCUGUCCGGUGUGGAUGGCGGCCACAGCGAGCGAGCCAUCCCCGUGUCCAGGGAGGAGAAGCCCAGCUCUGCCCCUUCCUCCUAAGCUUGGCCUCAGCC